This is a messenger RNA of Panicum virgatum (switchgrass), 2104 nucleotides long. RefSeq lists its product as uncharacterized. Gene Ontology annotation, biological process: regulation of flower development. NCBI's taxonomy places the organism in Eukaryota, Viridiplantae, Streptophyta, Magnoliopsida, Poales, Poaceae. The record is from RefSeq and is a predicted model, not a curated record. The coding region runs from base 667 to 1926 and encodes 419 amino acids. Gene Ontology annotation, cellular component: nucleus. The transcript is spliced from 4 exons. Gene Ontology annotation, molecular function: protein binding.
CCUGCCAUUGUUUGAGAGUUUCAGAGCCUCUGGGAAAGGGUGUUUUCAGGCCUUCUUCAAAGCUUUUCCGGUCGAUGCAUGGUUUGAUGCAUGCAUGCCCCUCCACCCCCCUUGUCGCGCCCAUGCUUGUUCUUGAUCAGGAAUCCAUUGGAUCGGCAAUGGCCAUGCAGGCUUUGAUCUUGCAAGACCAAUGGGCAUGUGGUGCAAUAAUUGUUUGGUGCCUAUCCAAGAAAAGCAAAAAAGACGCAAGAUCAGGAAGAAAUCUCUUUCAGCUUUUGGACCCCCCCCCCCCUGCGGUACCAAGAGAAUAGAUGCCCCGACUUGAUUGUUUUAGCUUGUUGGUCUGGAUGAACUUUAUAUCCAUUUCGCCGGGAAUUUUGAUUAUUGGGACAUUUCUUUUGCUUAAAUUCCCUAAUCCUAAUAGUAACAUUCUCCAGCAUACGUACCCUCAUAUUGUUCUUGCCAUCCCCAGAGAGAUGGCAAAUAGAACAUUACUGUUGCCCAUACAACUGUGCGGCAUUUGAUUCCCUGGAAAGAAAAGACUAUAAAAGAAUCACAGAAAUAUUUUCACAACGUAACACAGAGUCGUUAGCAGUUUGCGAUUUCAAUCUCUAAUCGUUCAAAUCUUGUGUGUGUUCUUGAAAAAAUUCUCAAUUUAGCAUUUACAUGACGAUUAGUAUUUGUACACAACAGGAUGACAUCUCGAGCCCCAUUGCGGCGCACAUCCUGGACUUCUGCGACGAUGGCAGCGGCGGGGACCUCUUCGCGGCGGCCUCGGACAUGUUCACGGCGUCCUCCGAGGACGCCUCGUCGUCGUCCGUAACGACGCCUCCCGCGCCCUGCAGCCACGGCGACAACGUGUCGUCGGGCGCCACGGCCGCCGCCGCCUCGGCCUUCUCCCCCAUGCCGUCCCUGGACUCCACCCUAUCGGCGCUCCUCGAGGAGGACGAUCCGCCAGUUCCGGACACCGAACUCCUCCUGCCCAUCGAUUACCAGUUCGCGGCAGCGGUGGCCGGGGACGAGCCGCCCCAGCCGGAGCAGCAGUUCGGCCAGGUUCCGGUGGCGCUCCCAUCAAUGGCCUCCGCGGCGGAACAACCGGCGGCUCUGCAGACGCAGAUGAGCAGCACGGCGUCGGAGCUCAUGCACCUCACCUCCUCCGGAUACGGCGACGAGUGCUUUGCGGCGGCGAUGGCCGGCGGAGGGUAUGUGGGCCUGGAAGAGGCCCUGUGCCAGCAGCAGCAGCCGCCGCCGCCGCCGCAGCCCGGCGCGCUGCUUCCCGCCGGCGUCAUGGAAUCCGCGGCGCAGGGGUGCUUCUUCGGCAAGGACGCGGCGGCGCAGGGCGGCUUCUUCGGGGCCGCCGGCUGCACCGGCAUGGUGAUGUCCAUGAUGGGGAUGGAGGAGAUCGGCGAGUACCAGCGGAUGAUGGAGAGCGCGAGCGCCGCGCUGGCCGCCACGCACAGCCCCGACGCGGACUCCGCCGCCGCCGCCGCCGCGGCGGCGCAGAUGGCGUUCGGCGGCAACGCCGGGGAAAUGCAGAUGGGCGGCGGCAUGAGCCCGGGGCGGCUGCCGGCGGCGACGGAGGCGUCGAGCCUGGAGGACGCGAGCUUCAAGACCGCGAAAAUCAGCGUGGAGGAGAGACGGGAGAAGAUCCACAGGUACAUCAAGAAGCGGAACGAGCGCAACUUCAGCAAGAAGAUCAAGUACGCCUGCAGGAAGACCCUGGCGGACAGCAGGCCUCGCGUGCGCGGCAGGUUCGCCAAGAACGACGACUACGGCGAGCCGUCAAGGGCGCUGCAGAACCACGACGAGUAUGAUCAGAUUGCAGGGUUGAAGGAGGAAGACAUGCUCGACACCGACGCCCUGCAGGCGCACCUCAGCGGGAUGAAUUCCUACAAGUACAACCACACGGUCGAGUCCUGGAUGUAGUGCAAGCGAGACAUGGCUAACGUUUCCCGUUUCUGUUUCCAAAUUUUGUGCAGAUUUCAACAGUAUUUUUGUCAUUUGGUCCCAUGGAAUAAUUUAUACUGUAUAGGUUAUGAAGUGCAGUGCGCAGCUUGAGUUUGCAAUAUAGAUCUACCAAGUAGUCUUGUUUCUGUAUUGUCAA